Messenger RNA from Chiloscyllium plagiosum (whitespotted bambooshark), 6990 nucleotides. RefSeq names its product potassium voltage-gated channel subfamily A member 4. Gene Ontology annotation, biological process: protein homooligomerization; action potential; potassium ion transmembrane transport. Gene Ontology annotation, molecular function: delayed rectifier potassium channel activity; protein binding. Lineage: Eukaryota; Metazoa; Chordata; Chondrichthyes; Orectolobiformes; Hemiscylliidae. Gene Ontology annotation, cellular component: membrane; voltage-gated potassium channel complex; dendritic spine. The record is from RefSeq and is a predicted model, not a curated record.
AUGGAGGUAGCGAUGGUGAGCGUGGAAGGCGGCGGGUGCAACACUCACCCGCCUUACGGUUAUGCCCAGCGGCUCGCCAAUUCCCGGGCGGCCGCCGCUGCCGCUGCCGCUGCCGCCAACAGCGGGCACCAGGCGGCGGCGGCGGCGGGAGUAGGCGGCCGGGAUCCCGGCCCAUGCAACCACAACAACGGGGGCAGGAGGUGGCGGAGAGGGGGCCGGCAGAGGCGGAGGAAGAGAGGGGAGACCAGGAGGAGGCGGGGGGACCGGCCGGGGGGAGACAUCGGUUCGCGCCUCCGGUUGGAUGAGGAGGAGGAAGAGGAGGAGGAAGGGCGGAGGGAAGAGGAGGAGGAGGAGGGAGAGGAGGGAGAGGAGGAGGAGGGAGAGGAGGAGGGGGAGGGGGGCGGUCUGCAGCACCGCCGCCGUCCCCACUGCGGUUCCCCGCACCGUUACCGGACCAUGGACGGAGAGGGAGCGCCGUGGGCAGCGGAGUCUCCGGGCGGGGGAGCCUGUUGCGAGCGGGUGGUCAUCAACGUGUCGGGUUUACGGUUCGAGACCCAGGCUCGGACCCUGGGCCAGUUCCCGGACACCCUGCUGGGCGACCCGAGCCGCCGCAUGGGCUACUUCGACCCGCUCAGGAACGAGUACUUCUUCGACCGCAACCGGCCGAGCUUCGACGCGAUCCUCUACUAUUACCAGUCCGGCGGCAGGCUCAAGAGACCGGCCAAUGUCCCCUUCGACAUCUUCAGCGAGGAGGUCAAGUUCUACGAGCUGGGCGAGGAGGCGACCCUCAAGUUCCGCGAGGAGGAGGGUCUGGUCAAGGAGGUGGACAGAGCCCUGCCCGACGAUGAGUUCAAGCGCCAGGUUUGGCUCCUGUUCGAGUACCCGGAGAGUUCGAGUCCCGCCCGGGUCAUCGCCAUCGUCUCGGUGCUGGUCAUCCUCAUCUCCAUCGUCAUCUUCUGCCUGGAGACCCUGCCCGAGUUCCGGGACGAGGAUUUCCCGCGCCCGGCCGGGGGGGUUCCCGCCAACCGGACCGCUCGGCCGGCGGCGGGCUGGCCCCUGGCCUCCCCCUUCGGUGACCCCUUCUUCAUCGUGGAGACGGUGUGCAUCGUGUGGUUCUCCUUCGAGCUCCUGGUGCGCUUCUUCGCCUGCCCCAGCAAGGCCGCCUUCUUCCGCGACCUCAUGAACACCAUCGACGUGGUGUCCAUCGCGCCGUACUUCAUCACCCUCGGCACCGACCUGGCGAGCCGCCAGACCAACGGCCAGCAAGCCAUGUCCUUCGCCAUCCUGCGCACCAUCCGCCUGGUGCGGGUCUUCCGCAUCUUCAAGCUCUCCCGCCACUCCAAGGGCCUGCAGAUCCUCGGCCACACGCUCAGGGCCAGCAUGAGGGAGCUGGGGCUCCUCAUCUUCUUCCUCUUCAUCGGCGUGGUCCUCUUCUCCAGCGCCGUCUACUUCGCCGAGGCGGACGACCCCAAGUCGCAGUUCACCAGCAUCCCGGACGCGUUCUGGUGGGCGGUGGUCACCAUGACCACGGUGGGCUACGGCGACAUGAAGCCCAUCACGGUGGGCGGCAAGAUCGUGGGCUCCCUGUGUGCUAUCGCCGGCGUGCUCACCAUCGCCCUGCCCGUGCCCGUCAUCGUCUCCAACUUCAACUACUUCUACCACCGAGAGACCGAGAGCGAGGAGCAAGCGCCGGCGUCGCAGGCGGCUCCCGCCAGUUGCCCCUCGCUCCUCCGCAAAUUCCGGCGCUCCUCCUGCUCCUCCUCAUCGCUGGGCGCCAAGUCGGACUAUGUGGAGAUGGACGAGAGCCUCCGGGAGUCCCUGUGCCUCAAAUCCAAAGGCAACGGCACCGAAAGCGCCAAACCGAACGCCCUGCACCUGAAGGCGGUGGAGACCGACGUGUGAGCACCCCCCCUCCCCCCUGGACCCCCGAGGCGUUUCAGACUCCCCCCCUCUAUAGCCUUUUUAAUCUCCAGAAUAAUUUGUUGUCAAAGCACUAACGCUCUUGCCCCUAUUCAGUGCUCCAGCAGCAAGCCAGGGGCGCGGAGAGACUCACAAUCUAACGGGAUAAGUUUCUCUCUCAUUAUAGACACACACAACAAAAAAACCAAAACACACAAAAUAAAGCAAAAUCCGCAACAGGCGGUGCAUGCGACCAGGAGAGACACCCAUAAAGAGCGCGGCGACCCCGUGGCUGGAGAAAUCAUCUUUCUUUUUGCACUGUGUCCGCUCUCAGACGGAGACCAGAAAGAAAAACUUACUUUUUGACACUUUAUUGGCGGAUUGAGGCAACCAGGCAUCUGAACUCAAACCCAGGACACUUCUUAAUUUCGUGUGGGGUCGUUAGCCAUUUUUACAUCGUGUUUUCCCAGUGCUAUAUCCCCAAAUCGUUAGUAAUGCCUCCCCCCCCUUUUCUCUGUUGAAGACAGCCAAGUCAGUUUCUAUAGUUUAAGAAUCGUCGGAAACUGCCCGAUGGUUCAAACUUUUUUAAAAAAUCUGGUCUUUCUGUUUUUCUUGCAGAGAAUACAAUCUCUGACCCAAUCAAACUGUUGGUAUUUUCCCGCCUGAUUUAUCAGACCACAUAUUUUAUUUAAAAGCAAAGCUGAAAUUAUGACAAUUUCGUAUUUUGAGUUCAUUAAUCUGGACACAGCAGUGACUAAGCGCUCCAAAAAAAUAUAUACUUUUAGUCAAAGAAAGUAGUUUUAAGAAAAAAAAAAGUUUGACGGGGAACUGCUAACUUCUGACCAGUAAUAACUGGUUAGCAGGUGGGACUUUGUUACACGUACAAUUCGGCCAGUGGGGUGGUUGAUUAAAAAGGAUAAUUAGGAAGGCAGCCAGGAGAGGAACACAGCGAAAGAAACCGAAUUUGUGUCGAUCGCCUGUUCAGAUAAUCUCCAGCUUUCUUAAAGUCGGAGCGAGUCACUUUCAGAGCGCCGUCAGGGGAGGGUGCUGGAUAUAAUUUCAUUUAAGCAUAAUAUUAACCCAUUAGAGAUGGGGAAAACACUGUUGAAUUGUCCUGAACUGUUUGACGCGUGGCUGUGGUUUCGAGUUAAGUAACCCUGGUAAAAACAAGGACUGCAGAUGCUGGAAACCAGAUUCUGGAUCAGUGGUGCUGGAAGAGCACAGCAGUUCAGGCAGCAUCCGAGGAGCUUCGAAAUCGACGUUUCGGGCAAAAGCCCUGUUGUACACCACUUGGCUUUUACACUCUUUCUUCCUGGUCUGCCAACAUAAAGAAACAAAACUGUGAACUUUUGGGAACUCAGCUUGCUGUCUCUUGUGUACUAACUCCCCGCCCCCAUACUGUGAAAGAUUGUCAAAGACACGAACUAUCGACAAUCCAUCGGAGGUGACUUCAGUCCACAUUUACAGAAAUGAAACAAACACAACGAGAUUGUAGCGAAACCUGAACUUGCACUUUUCAGAAAACUUGCUUUUGCGGCAUCUUCGCCUCAGCCGGAAGCAGAGACUUUCCUUAUUAAGGAGAUAAAAGUCCAGCGGGAGUAACUAGUGAUUAUUGCUACGUUUCCUCGUUCAGACGGACUGAAAUGAAUGCAGUUGCACUUUGCGGAUGUACAAAGUUAAAAAUCACACAACGCCAGUCUAUAGUCCAGCAGUUUAUUUGGAAGCACUGGCUUUCGGAGUGCUGCUCCCUCAUCAGGUGGUUGUGGAUGUAGGUAGCAGACAUUAAAUAUCCCGAAGGAUGGCUCUUAAUGUUUUCCUCAAAACGACCAGAGCGCAAGGGAAUGCAACAGCCCUCGCUCUGAAAGGCAUAUGUUGUGGAUUUUUAAACAUAUAUAUACAUAAACACUUUGAAUGAAUGAUCCUCCUCAGAAUCCGAUGUCCUAGAAGUCGGAGAGUAACGCACUCGUGGUGAACCGAGAAGUGAAGAAGACAGUAGGCAUUGUGCACUCAUACCGUACUCAAUCAGGUCAGUAUGACUCCAGAAGAUUCAUUACCAUUCCUUGGACUCCACAGGACAGCCCUUGGCUGCAUCAGUUUGAAAAUCAAUUUAUCUUUUUUAACAUGUGCAUGGAAUGUCAUUGAGGUCUUAAUAAGAAAACAAGGAAUAGAUGAUAUGAUUACAAGAAUUAACAGCAUUGAAAAUCCAACUGGAUAGUACUGCAAAUGGAUUCUACAGAAACAAAGUGACGCCUGGUGAAAAGUGAGUUUGUAUAGAAAUCAGAAAUCCGAUGGACGCGAAAGCAGUGGCACAAAUCAAUGUGGACUGGAAAAAGAUGAGUCUGCCACCAACACCUGACACUGCAGACAAGCAAAACUCUCACCAAAUCAAUCCUCACCUGUGGGACAAAGGAGGAAUUUGCACAUCACAAAAUCUAGCUUCAGAGACUAGUGAGUGUGGCAUAUGUUGUUUUUAUAUGAACUUACUUCAAAAAGAAAAUGUUGUCAAAACUAAGGGUUAGAUUUUAACUUUGGUGUCAUGGAACAAACCUGAGUGGUGAUGGCCCAAAACUGAAUUGCCACCUUACAGCAGGGAAUAAUCGCUCAGUGGUUGGCACUAUUGCCUCACAGUGCCAGGUACCUGGGUUCAAUUCUAGUCUUGGGUGAUUGCCCAUAUGGACUUUCUCCCCCUGUGGGUUUCUAUCUUCCACAGCCCAAAGAUGCACAGGCUAGGUGAAUUGUAAAUGCAGGGGUGGGGGGUCUAGGUUGGAUGCUGUUUGGAGGGCUGGUGCUGACCUGAUGGACCAAAUGGCCUCUCCUGGCACUGAAAGGAUUCUAUGGCACUGAUGCCCUGGUCAUCACCAUUCUUAGGUGGGCAGCUGGCCUGCCCCUGUCCUUCAUAGGUACAUUCGCAAAUUAUGACUUCGCGGCACGUGCCGAGUCCAGUUGUAACUUUGACAGACAUUCAAGCAUCUCACAGUUGUAUCGGAAGUUAUAGCAGGUGGAACACCAAAGAGUAAAUCAGAAAUAAUAUUUAAGGAAUUGGGAUAAGCACUGGUGCCCGCUCCAUGCGCCAAAAGACAGUGUCAGCCACUGCCCUACCCAGGCUCCUCCCACCUAGCAAUUGUCCCCAUGUAAACCUGACUUCCAUAUCGAUAAGCUCCAUGCUUCUAACUGCAACAAGGCAUCCAACGAUAACAUCGUCCUGCCAACAUAUAUUGCGGGUUAGCAGUUGAAUAAUUAAAAUCUACCCCAGAGUUGAUUACAUCACUCCACUAUUUUUAUUGCUCUUAUGCAUGCAUUCCAUGCCUGAAACAGAAAUACAUUAAUGCAGUCAUCUAAUCAUGUCCAGCUGUGUAUGUAAAAUUCAAACUUCGGUUUGACUAUUGCUGGAUGUAGCAGGUUUAACUGUAAAUGUUAUACUAUCGUUGUCUCAUAACAUUCUGGCUAUUCCUUUUGUAAUAUUUUUAAUACACUGUACAAUCCUUGCCAGUAUUUCUGUUGACUUAACUUUUCUACUCUCAGAAAACUAAAAUGAUCAUUCUGAAGUUAUGAAAAAUGUGAUUUGAUGUGUUCUGCAUCUGCAGCAUCAAUGAAACAUUAUGUUUCUAUCGAUUUGGAGAUUACUGUGUAUAGACUGGCCAGUUUGUAAUAAUCAAAGAUGCAGUAAAAAUUAUUCAAUGAUAAAUAAACAUAUUUUAAAUAUCCUAGGCACGACACCUGAAAAUUACCAAUCAGGCCCAAGUGUUUAAAGAUGUAUUUAAACCAUUGUUCAUUUAAAAUUCUGCCAUUUCAGUCAUUCCACUAAACAUAUAUUUUAAUGGCCAGUACAUUCCUUCAUUUGCAUCAUUUUCAUGAUUGAGAUGUGAGCACCGAUGGCAUUACCCCCUGCUCUUAUCUUAUCAUCGAUGGCAAAGUUAGCAUUUACCCCCUGCUCUUAUCUUAUCAUCGAUGGCAAAGUUAGCAUUUAACCCCCUAAUCUUAUCUUAUCAUCGAUGGCAAAAUUAGCAUUUACCCCCUGAUCUUAUCUAAUCAUCAAUUGCAAAAUUAGCAUUUACCCCCUGAUCUUAUCUCAUCAUGUGAAGGUUGUGGUGAGCUGCCCUCCUGAAUUGCUGCACUCCAUGUGGUGCAGGCCCAUCCACAGAUUGGUCGGGAAGCAUUGUGACCGAAUUCCAGGAAAAGAAAAGUCAGGAUUGUGAAUGACUUGGAACAGAAGGUGAUGGCAAUCCCGAUGUGUUAGCUGCACACGUCCUUCAUGAUGAUUGGUGAUAGACCUCGCAGGAUUGGAAGGUUCUGAGAAGGGGCUCUUACCAAGUUGCUGCAGGGCAUCUCAUAGAUGGUACACACUGUUGGUAAGGCACAUGAGCAUGUUGGGUUUUGGAAACUAACCAGAGGAACUCCUAUCUUGUUUCCUGAGCUGGAAUGAUUGACCUCCAACAAUUGUAUUUGAUAAGACUCCAACCACUGAAGAGCUUUUCACACUGUUGACCAUUAACUUCAGUGUUGCUGGGACUCUUGAUACCACACUCUGAAUAAAACUGCCUUGAUGUCAAGGGCAGACACUUUCAUCUCAUUUCUGAAUUUAACUCUUUUGUCCAGUUUUGGAUCAAGGACAUAAUGAGGUCUAUAAGAGAUACCAACACAGAACCUAAUUAUUCACAGAAAAAAUAAGAUGCUUACUGAAAUGUUUCCUCUGUGAGUCAAGCCAUUUCCUGAUAUUACAUUCCUGACUCCCAUGGGGCCAUCACACACCAUAUUAUUUUCACCUACGUGAGAUGUACAGAAUACAGUUUUGGUCCUCCCAUCCUCUAGAUUGACUGAUAUGACUGUGAACUGGUUGAAAGGUCUGCUUUGGUUUGUCAUCUCUUGGCACCAGCUCUGUGUGUAGUUCUUUGGUUUCCAGCACCUCCUAGUAUCCCCUCCAUGUCCCUUUAUAUCCACUAUUUUUGGAUUUCAGCCCAGCAUUCAUGUGACCAUUUGUAAUUUGGAAAGCUGGCCAUUUGUUUGCCCUGUAUCUUUGAACACAGUUAGGAGAAAGUAAAGACUGCAGAUGCUGGAGAUCAGAGUCGAGAGUGUGGUGCUGGAAAAGCACAC